Messenger RNA from Aspergillus calidoustus, 1341 nucleotides. The record is from the annotation of a GenBank genome assembly. Lineage: Eukaryota; Fungi; Ascomycota; Eurotiomycetes; Eurotiales; Aspergillaceae.
AUGGUGGAAGAAGACGCCAAUUCCCCUCCCAAGGAAACGGAGACUACGACUAUCCAGUCCCCGACCUCGAGCUCGAGAUACAGUAAGCAUAUCGUUUUAACUACCUACCCCGGCCAAAGCGGUAUCGAUCCUGUUCCUUUGGAAUGGGGGGCGAAGGACGCACGAUCUCGUGGCCCUGUUGUCGUCUCGCGCAGCGGAGCGUUCCUCAAGCGUCGCAAUGCAAUGGGUGCCCAUGGAGGGAGCUAUAGCAUCUAUAACGCCCUAGCUAUCGCAGCGGGUGAUUUAGAUCCAAACUUUCUCCCAAACUUCAAGAAUACGGAACCAACUUUCGAUUUCCCCUGGCAGCCGUCGUGGGCCGAUAAGACCAAGAUAGUGUCGAUGGAUCCCUUUGGGCAUGAUAUCGUCAAGUAUUUUGGUGAGGAGAUCAAUGCCGGUUGGGAUAUACGACCCACGAUGGCUAUCACCCGUGCGAAUAUGAAACUUGCGGAGAUUGGGGAGGCGGUCCGGGAUGGACAACUUGAAGUUGAUGGGUCGAUUGUUGUAGAUUCUCAGGGCGAAGUCCGCGUUACCAAGGUCGCCGUUGAGCCUGUAUGGUAUCUACCAGGAGUCGCGGAACGGUUCGGAGUGGAUGAGCCCACCUUGCGCCGGAUUCUGUUCGAACACACUGGCGGUAGCUAUCCCGAACUGAUAACGAGGCCCGAUCUUAAGAUUUUCCUCCCCCCCAUUGGUGGCUUGACCGUCUAUAUCUUCGGACCCCCCGAGCGAGUUUCUGAUGAGAAUGUCAAGCUAGCCUUACGAAUCCAUGACGAGUGCAAUGGUAGUGAUGUUUUCCAGUCCGAUAUCUGCACAUGUCGACCGUAUCUGGCAUUCGGCAUUCGCGAGGCGAUUCGAGAAGCACAGAAUGGAGGCAGUGGUGUUGUGAUCUACUUCCGUAAAGAGGGUCGUGCUCUUGGAGAGGUGACAAAGUACUUGGUGUAUAACGCCCGCAAACGUGGUGGCGAUACUGCCGAUAAAUACUUUACUCGAACGGAAAAUAUUGCUGGCGUGCGAGAUAUGCGUUUCCAAGCCCUCAUGCCUGACAUUCUGCACUGGCUAGGGAUCAAGAAGAUCGACAAAAUGCUGUCGAUGUCGAACAUGAAGCACGACGCUAUUGUUGAUUCAGGAAUCAAGAUCCUCGAGCGCGUCCCAAUUCCUGAGGAUAUGAUCCCCAGCGACUCGAGGGUCGAAAUUGAUGCCAAAAUCAAUGCUGGGUACUUCACAACGGGCAAGCCAUAUACGAUGGAAGAGCUGGCUCAAGUGCGCGGACGUGGAUGGGAGAAGUGGGAGGACGUGACGCACUAG